AUGAUCAUGAAAUUAUCUAAAGAAAACAAUCAAGAUCAUAAUUGUAAGGACCAACCUGAUCUCAACAUCAUAUUGACAGCACUAAACCAAAUUCAGUUGGACUAUCAAAUGCUUCACCAAGAAAAUGUGGAACUCAAAAACACUCUCAACCAACUUCAAGGUCAAGAAGGUGCUAAUAUUCAGUAUAAAAACCCCAAAACUCAAGUAGGUCUUUUGGGAAGUUUAUUGUCAGGACCAGCUUUGGCUUGGUUUUCUUCUUUGUUGGAGAAACAAUUAGAACUGUUGGGAGAUUUUGAAAUAUUAGUCAAAAAAUUUGAAAAAACUUUUGGUUUUAGGGCAGCUUCAAGUUAUGCUUCAGAAUCCUGGCAGAUUGCAGACAAUUUGAACUGGGGUGAAGCAGCACUAAUUGAUCAAUUUAGGAAUAGGCUCCAGAAUGAUAUCAAAGAUUUGCUUCUCACUGUUGAGGACCUGACCUCUCUAAACGAUGCUAUUUCAAAAGCAAUUAGAUGUAAUAACUGA
Racocetra persica is the source of this 519-nucleotide messenger RNA. The record is from the annotation of a GenBank genome assembly. NCBI's taxonomy places the organism in Eukaryota, Fungi, Glomeromycota, Glomeromycetes, Diversisporales, Gigasporaceae.